This is a messenger RNA of Mycotypha africana, 906 nucleotides long. Its product is annotated as glycosyl transferase. The annotation marks the transcript as partial. Gene Ontology annotation, biological process: protein N-linked glycosylation; cell wall mannoprotein biosynthetic process. Gene Ontology annotation, molecular function: alpha-1,2-mannosyltransferase activity. Lineage: Eukaryota; Fungi; Mucoromycota; Mucoromycetes; Mucorales; Mycotyphaceae. The record is from RefSeq and is a predicted model, not a curated record. Gene Ontology annotation, cellular component: membrane; Golgi apparatus. The transcript has 5 exons.
GACGAUCAACCCCUUUCUUACACGAUUGAUCCACCCAAUUUACCCUAUAAAAUGGAGGUAGCAUUACCGCCAUUUACCAACACUACAGAACGUCAAGCAGCUGCUUUCAUUGUUCUCGUAAGAAACUCUGAAUUAAAGGGUAUGCUAGAGUCUAUGAAGGAUAUAGAGUAUCGAUUCAAUCGAAAAUUCAAUUAUCCAUGGAUUUUUUUGAAUGAUCAACCUUUCACAAAGCAGUUCAAAAAACUCACAACAAAGGCAGCCUCUAGUAAAACGUUUUAUGGCUUAGUGGACGAGUCGAUGUGGGGCUAUCCAAAAUGGAUCAAUCAAACGCUGGCUGCUGAAGAACGACAAAAAAUGAAGCAUGUACCUUAUGGACUCAGUGAAAGCUACAGACAUAUGUGCCGAUUCCAAAGUGGAUUCUUUUGGCGACACCCUUUAGUAUUGAGCCUAAACCUUGAAUACUAUUGGAGAGUUGAGCCAAACGUAAGAUAUUAUUGUGAGUUGGAUUACGAUCCAUUCCUAUAUAUGAAGCAGAACAACAAGAAAUACGAGCAUUCAGGCACAAUUCCCAAGCUGUGGCAUCAUGUAAAAAAUUUCGCUCGAGAAGCGACUCGUCAGGGAAAGAACUACUUUCCUCAUAAAGUGACAGACACACUAUUUCCAUUUAUCAGUCGCGACAACGGCAAGAGUUAUACAGGAUGUCAUUUUUGGACUAAUUUUGAAAUUGCCCGUUUGGAUUUGUGGUUUACGCAGGCGUAUCAAGACUUCUUUGAGUAUUUAGACAAUGCAGGAGGAUUCUUCUACGAGAGAUGGGGUGACGCGCCGGUUCAUUCUAUUUUUGCUGCAUUAUAUUUGAAGCAGGACGAGAUUCAUUUCUUUAAUGAUAUUGGUUACAAGCAUAGCUUU